Messenger RNA from Zeugodacus cucurbitae (melon fly), 2071 nucleotides. RefSeq lists its product as uncharacterized. Bases 153 to 1928 code for a protein of 591 amino acids. The transcript has 8 exons. The record is from RefSeq and is a predicted model, not a curated record. NCBI's taxonomy places the organism in Eukaryota, Metazoa, Arthropoda, Insecta, Diptera, Tephritidae.
UAUAAGAUAAUUUAGAUCACGUGUAUUUUAAUUCCUUAACGGAAACAGUCAUUAAUUACGCGAAAAAAUUAGAAAAUAAUAAAACGAUAAACAUAAAGGGAAGAGAAUAAAUUUUUUAGUAAAAUCUUAGAACUAAUUACCAAAAAAUAAAAAUGGUUUUAGUCAAAAGUUCUCGAGAUAAGCAUACAUCUCGGCAGCCAGCUGGUUUUAUAAUGGCUCCGAAACCGGUACAUCCGCGUGCCGUGCGAACACACGGUUUCUUCGGCGUAUCAUUUGUGCGUCAACAUAUGGUCAUCGAUGAUCGCUGGACUCCAACUUCCUUGACGGAACAAUUCAAGGGCAUGGCCGAUUUAUUAUCGAAGCGUUUGGUUUUUAAAAAGCUAGAAGCUGCAGCCAAUCACAAACGUUACAUUCGCGAGAAUCGCAAUUUGAAGCGUCAAUGCCGCGACGGCCGCACGAAGCUCUCUAAUGUGCUCUACGGCGACAAUACUAAGAAAAUACGAAACUUUCUAAUCAAUCAUAAGGAUAUGCAGCGUUUGUAUCAGAAGAUGCCCGUUGAGCUGGUGGUGGACAAUAUUAAUCAACGCACAUUUGUGAUGCGGAAGGAGCGUGAUCGCUUAAAAUUUCGACUCGAUCAGUUGAAGAAUGUGUACAAGGAAAAAUUGCUUGAGCGCGCCGUUUUACAGAAUCGCAUCAAGUAUGAGAACGAGUUUGUGUUGGAAGAAGAGUUGAAGUCACGUGUGUUCCGCAAGAAAAUCGAGAACUCUAAUGUGCGUUUAAAGGCGAUAAAAACCAUAAAUGGCACGUACAGAAAGAUGAUUCAGGUGCUGCGACACGAUGGCAUUUUUUAUGAGCCGAUUUUGCGUUCGCUCAGCCAAGAUAUUGAGGAUCAAUCCAAUUUUAUCAAACACAUUUUGUAUUUGGGCAUGCCGGCCAUUGCAAAGUUCAAAGAGCUUAGUGAGGAGUAUAGGCUAAUGGAAGAUAAGUCACGUAAAAGUAUGCAAGCUAAACUUCAAAUGAUGUCUCAAUACCGUAAAGAGGGCAAACGGGCCAGUGUGCCGAAACUUGCACAGAAACCGGAAGAUCCCAUAUCGAAUGCGAAACGAUAUGUUCGUGAAACUGCGAGUAUGUUGUUCCUCAAGAACGAAUUGGAAGUGAUUGAGGACACCAUUAAGCAAGUGAAAUUUGCGACGCUUUGCUCUCAAGCCAAAGAGAUUUAUCCAAGAAUAAAAUCACAAGUGGAGAAUAAUUUCAAGUUGAAUAAAAUGAUCGAGAACGAUAUGCUCGGACAUCAAACACUCGAAACAAAGAUGAAACGUGCUGAGGUGUUGGAGGGCAUUUUGGUCAAUAAUUUGUCGGAGCAGGAGAUAGAGCGACUGGAUCGUAUACAGGAGCUUAAAGAUGCCAUCAAAGAAGAGGAUAAAGAGGAAGAGAAAAUGAUAGCCUACAUCAAGAAUCGUGCCGAUGCAUAUGUGAUGUUGCGCUUCUCGUUGUGGAACUUGAAUGAAAUACUCCGCCACGUGGAUCGGCCCGAUAAGCCAUCGCGUAUAAAAUAUCCAAAUUCAUACUUACGCCUGCCGCUGCUGAAGUUCGAGAUGCUAACCAUGCGCGCAUGUCCUCCCGAACACUACGAGGAGAAUAUCGAUACCAUCAUGCAUUCGGUUAUCCGGAAGGUCUAUAAAUUGAUGCGAGCUUACAAGGAGGAGGUGCCACCCGCCGCAAUGUCCCGCUUUAUCGAUAGUUACCAGAAUGAGUUCCUCGAUAGCAUGGAAAUCGAAGAUGCCGGUGAUAGUAACGAGGUGCAGGAACAGGAGGAGGAAGAAGAUCUCUUGCAGGAAUCGAAACCUUUGCAAAAUGUACCCAAUCGUAAGCAGAUAAAAGCGCAGAGUGCCAAACUGGUCGAAGAGUUGUCUAAAAAGGAAGAUUAAAUUUGGUCACUUGUGUGGGUCGUUCAUCUUGAUAGUUUCGUAUAUAAAUAUGUUUGGUAAAAUUUGUAGUGAAACAAUAUUUACAUAACGGUAUAUUUUAUAAUUUUCAUUAAUACGUUAAUAUAUGUAUCAUCUUUGUGAGA